Messenger RNA from Morus notabilis, 2113 nucleotides. Its product is annotated as major facilitator superfamily domain-containing protein 12. Gene Ontology annotation, biological process: carbohydrate transport. The coding region runs from base 326 to 1705 and encodes 459 amino acids. The transcript is spliced from 12 exons. The record is from RefSeq and is a predicted model, not a curated record. NCBI's taxonomy places the organism in Eukaryota, Viridiplantae, Streptophyta, Magnoliopsida, Rosales, Moraceae. Gene Ontology annotation, cellular component: membrane. Gene Ontology annotation, molecular function: symporter activity.
UUGGACUUAUGGAGUUAGAGUUAUUUAACUUAUUAGUAAAGAAGAAUAUUAGGCAACAUAUUUCUUUUCUCUUGUUGGUUAUGGGUAAUAUUGAAUUUCUUAGAUUGGAGAAUGAGAAAAUGUAUGCUCAUUUAUUUAUUUGCUAGCAAAAAUGUGACCAAUUAGAAGGCUCUAAGAAAUGUCAAAUGACCCAGUUUUCAUUUCUAAAUACUAAAAAGUAAUAAUAAAUGUGCAUUUCUUGUAUGGUUUCUUGGCGUAUUGGCUAGCUGCAGUUUAUGUUUCUCAUAAGCUUCAACUCCUCGUUGCAGCUUGAUAAUAUUCCUUUAUGGGUAAUAAUUCUGAUGAUGAUGAUUCAUUCACCAAGCCUCUGGGAAGAUGGUCGGUCUUCUAUUAUGGCGUGGGGCACAUGCUCAACGACAUUACCGCUUCUUGUUGGUUUACGUAUCUAUUGAUUUUCUUGACUGAUAUUGGACUCUCCCCACGGGAUGCUGCUACUGUCAUGCUUUCCGGUCAAAUAGCUGAUGGAUUUGCAACCAUAUUUACUGGUGAAUUGAUAGACAGGUUUGGACAUUUCAAAGUAUGGCACGGUGCGGGAUCCAUUUUGGUUGCUAUUUCUUUUUCUUCUGUCUUUGGCGGUUGCUUACCUUGCACACUUUUUGGUACCUCUUCUUCAACAAUGGAAACUAUUAGUUAUAGCACAUUUGCGGCAAUCUUCAAUGUCGGUUGGGCUGCUACCCAGGUUUCACAUAUGUCCAUGGUCAAUUGUAUCACGCUGAAUUCGACAAGCAGAGUGGUGUUGGCUAGUUGUCGCAAUGCUUUUACAAUGGUCGCCAAUCUCAGCCUGUAUGCGGUCGCUUUAGUAGUCUUCAAUGUCACUACUGCUAAAACACAUAAUAAUAUCGAAAAUCAGUAUCGCUGGAUUGCUUAUGUGUCCAUUUUCAUUGGAUGCUGCUUUGUGGGUGUAUUUCAUCUUGGAACCCGAGAGCCAAGAUUAAAGAUAGGCGUGCAAGGAAGCAGCCAUGCAAGAAUUUCGUGGUCCUAUUGGUUCAAGAGAGCUUUAUAUUAUCAAGUUGCUCUUGUUUAUAUGCUCACCAGACUGGUAGUCAAUGUUUCACAGGCGUAUCUAGCAUUCUAUGUUAUUAAUGAUCUGCGGAUGGCCCAAUCAGCCAAAGCUUUGGUUCCUGCUAUCAUCUACAUUAGUAGCUUCAUUAUAUCCGUCACUCUACAGGAGGUUUCAUGGACCGGUCCUCGUCUGAAGGGGUAUUUUUCUGCUGGAGGCAUGGUCUGGGUUUUCUGUGGUGUAGUGAUCCUCAUUUUGCCUAAAAGCAUGAGUGGUUUCAUGUACAUUCUCUCAAUAUUUAUUGGCGUUGCUAAUGCUUUAAUGAUGGUAACUGGAGUAAGCAUGCAAAGCGUUCUUAUCGAUACCGAUCUCAAUGGCUGUGCAUUUGUUUGUGGGUCAUUGAGCUUCUUGGACAAGAUCUCUUGUGGAGUAGCUUUAUUUAUCCUUCAGUCGUAUCAAAACAUCGAAAGAGAUGUUUCUUCAUCCAUGGAGGCAGCCAAUUCAAAGCCUUACCACAUUUCUAUUACAAGAUUUGGUUUGGGUGUGGUUCCCGCAAUUUGUUCACUUGUGGCUGUGGCAGUAACAUAUACAAUGAAACUUAACCAUCCUCUCUCGAAACCACUAGUGCAGCCACUCUUGGAAUAAUGUCCAUGAACAACAAACUUUUGAUUCAAGAAACCUGUAGAUCUGACCUUCCAAGGAAUUUACACGGAGACGGACCCUAAUGACUCAACUUCGAUCGAGCAAGCAGGCAAAGCCGAAGCAUGUUCGACUAGGAUCAGGUUAACAAACGCAACAAAGUCUCAAACAUUUACACUCCGAUUCUUUAUUCAGUAAUUUUAUCACGUCUACAGACUCUUUCCUGUUAUUACUGUUCUACAGUUAAUGUUGUGUUGUGUAUAUAUUUGGGAGGGGGUUAAUUUUAGUUACCUAGACAGAUGGUCCAUCACAAUUCUGAAGUGGGUGGAUUACAUCUUAUUUCAGUGAUAAGUCAAUUGUUAAACAUCUUAUCCCAACUGAUUUUAUUAAAUCUCUAUUAUUAUUUUAUUAUUA